Messenger RNA from Xyrauchen texanus (razorback sucker), 2830 nucleotides. RefSeq lists its product as uncharacterized. Bases 18 to 2789 code for a protein of 923 amino acids. The transcript is spliced from 20 exons. NCBI's taxonomy places the organism in Eukaryota, Metazoa, Chordata, Actinopteri, Cypriniformes, Catostomidae. The record is from RefSeq and is a predicted model, not a curated record.
GUACUUCAUGGCUGUUGAUGGUUGCUGUUUUGGCACAUAUUUUCAAUGUGGUAUCACCACAGAAAUACUUGCAGGUUGUGACGCAACAGAGGAACUUCAAAGCAUUGCCACAGAAUUUCAACCCGAGAACAGGCCUGAUUACGGAGUGUCUGGGAAGUGUUAUGAGGCUGACUGUAGAUAAAUCUCUAGCUUUUGGAAGUCAGAUUGAAUUUGAUGCCAUCAAUGGCUCUCAGGUUCUACCACUAACAACUCCCCUGGCAGUUAAAUGUGGCUUCAGUGUAGAAUCUGAUCCCUGGGGUAAAACCAGAGUCCUUGUAUCUCUCCUGAAUUGUUUUGCAAAAAAUGAGGAUGAUAGCGAGUUUGAUCUGAACAUGCGUGUCCGGGUACGUGGUAUAAACAAAGCAGAGCAAGAUGUCUUUGAGGUGGAAAAGACCUGUACCUACAACCAAUGGGCCCCCCGUGAAAUUCUUUGCGAUCGGAAUUAUAUGGAGGUUUCUGUCAAUCGAUUGCCUGGGGAGAUUACUGCCUUGAAAAGACAACCAAGGAUGGCCAAAGAACAAACGUUUGACCAGUGGACCGAUACUGUUUCAGAGGCCAUAACCUCCAGAUACAACAUCUGGAGAAUGGUGUUUUUCACUCCUAAACAAAAAGCCAUGGUGUUGGAGGAUGCCCUAAAUACAGGGUAUGGUAUAACAACAACCAGGUCUCGGCUGGUGCUACGAAGCGGUUAUGACAUGCCUGAGACCUAUGUGGAAAAUGUGAAUGGAGUUCCUAUGAAGGUGAUUAGGGUAACCACCUACUUCAAGAAACAAUGGUCUGUAACCAUGUUGGAUACAGUUGCUGCAUGUCCAACUGGUGGGGUUGUUUUUACGGAUGAACUCAUCACCUGGAAUUUUCCUCUCGUCACUCCUCUAAUGAGUUCUACUGAAAACAAAAUCAUUGGGAUGGUCAUGGGAAUAGAUGGAAAGCAGAUUGACUCUGCACAAAUGGCUGACAGAGGCUAUAGUUUGACAACUACAGACACUUUUAUUGUUAUGACUCUACCUGUUGGUGGACAAGAUGGCUACUACAAGAGUCAUUGUGUAAAUGACCAGUACCACAUCAGAUACACCAUUGAGCCAAUGCUGGAGUUAUUUUGGAGUGAGGGUGGCUUUGAUGCAACCAGAUACAAAGUCCUCUUCCCCAUCAAGACUCCCUUUAUGCCUAGACCACCCCAAUCUGUUGACUACACUGCUGUAGAUCAAAAGGUGUUUGAUGUACUUUUGGGUACUUUCCUUUAUGAUGUUGAGUUGGUGAACAUCACCUUUUCCACUGGAGUCCUAACAGUGGUGGAGGCCAAUGCAAGGGGCUUCAAUGUACAGGAGCAACGCUUUCAAAAUGGCUCCAAGACAUUCAGACUUCAAGUGUCCUUCUCUGAUCCUGUUGUUGUGACAAAUCAAGUUGAUCUGGUCGUUACGGUCUACACCCUUCCCCUCAUUUACAGUUUUCUGAUCCUGCCUGAGUACACUCCUUUUUCCUACUCCACAUCUUUUAAAGCAACUCUUCAAGAUGUCAUUCUCCCAACUGUGAGUGGAGCCUGUGAUAAGGAAAAGUUCCACAUCAUGAUUUCAUUUGGAAAUAUGGGCAAGAACUUUAAUAUUAUGCUGGGCACACGUGACCUGACACCAGAGCGGAGCGUGGACUAUGAUGUGAAGGAGAACGGCACACACAUGAUCUUGGCAGUGCCUUUCCUAGCAGUUGAUGUAGCAUUUGAGCUAAUGUACCCAUCGUCCUUGAGGGCACGGCUUGAUGUGUUACUAUGGGAGCCUACCAACAAAUGGAGCCUCAGUGACUUCUCCUUGGCCUGCAACUUUCCCAUGACAAUGACUGAGUGUUUCAGCAAUGGGUCCAUGUCAGCACUUGCAGUAAAGGUACAGUCCGUAUCCCAACUUGUCCCUCGUCAACUUACCCUGAGAGAUCCCAAGUGCAAACCCAAAUUCAGCAACGACCGCUUUGCCUACUUCUCUUUUGAUGCAAACAGUUGUGGAACCACUAGAACGUUCUAUGAUGGAGUUAUGAUGUAUCAGAAUGAAAUCUCUUUGGGUGAUGAACCUCCAAUUUCCCAGCAGGCUAUUAAAGGUGUAUCUAUUCCUUUUGUUCCAGAGUACAGAGUUACUGUGUCCUGCUUUUAUACUGUAAAUGAUACCCAGACAAUUGCAUUCUUCACCAACCCGAGAGAAAGUGAUCCUCUCCCUGAGACUGGUUUUGGGGAGCUGCAAGUCCUACUGAGACUUGCCUUGGAUGGCUCUUAUAAAGAUUUCUAUGUAGAACAGGAUUUCCCAGUUGGACGGUUACUAAGAAAACCUCUGUUCUUUGAGGUGGCACUGCUUCAGUCCACUGAUCCUCGGAUAGAGCUCGUCUUGGAGGACUGUUGGGCUACUCUGAAAGAAGACCGCAACUCUGCUCCAAGAUGGGAUUUAAUUGUAGACGGCUGUGUGAAUCUGGUUGACCAUUAUGAAACCGUUUUCCAUCCUGUAAGUCCUGAUGGGGUUCAGUUUCCAUCUCACAUUAAACGAUUUGAAGUAAAGAUGUUCGCUUUUGUGCAGGACAACAUCGUCCUCAAAAAUCAGAUCGUGGUACACUGUGAUGCUCUGCUUUGUGAUGUCAAUCAGACUGAUGGACUCUGCAAGAAACUAUGUCCUUCUCCCAUUCCUUUAAAAACUGCAAGGAAAGUACGAAGAGAUGCAGAUCAUGACCAAUUCCAGAGAGCACAGCUGUCAUCGGGAAAAAUACUGUUGUCUAGCUCCUAGUCCAUUUUGGUUCUCAAUCUGAAUAAAGUACCCUUUAAGCC